Fusarium poae is the source of this 441-nucleotide messenger RNA. RefSeq lists its product as uncharacterized. NCBI's taxonomy places the organism in Eukaryota, Fungi, Ascomycota, Sordariomycetes, Hypocreales, Nectriaceae. Bases 1 to 441 code for a protein of 146 amino acids. The transcript is spliced from 3 exons. The record is from RefSeq and is a predicted model, not a curated record.
AUGCAUAGUGACGGACCCUUAUUAUCUCAUUUGACUGCCGUCUUCCGCCAGCUAGCCUUAAACCACCGCGUAACAGCAGAACUUGUACGGAAUAGGCUAUCGGAAGAAAGGAUAUGCCAGGUUCGCUCAGGCCUCUGCAGAGGAAAGAUAGGCGAGAAUCUGGACACCAAAGUCUUGAUUUUGAAGAUGCUAAUCCAUCUUAGUGUAGGAUGGAAAAAGGAAGACGGUUUUCACUGCACUCGAAAUGGAUGUGGACAUCGUCAUCCUUUCGCUCAACUUGGAGAUUGGUGGGAGCACAUGUAUGUACAUUUGGACAGAGUCUUCGGUCCAUUAAACAUGGACGGCCCGAACAUGCAGAUGCCUCAACUGAACGAUAAGAUGCUCAGGAAGUUGGGGCAUCGUUUUGCUGACUGUUCCAUAUUUGCCUGCAGUACUAUCUAA